AUGUUGUGUACCCAACAACAGAGCAACGAGGUUGGUGGAAGUUAUCAUAUGGAAAAGGAGGGAUUGAAGCGUUGUCUCGAUAAGCUCGAGUCUAAUGGUUUAGCUGUUGACUACAUCGUUACCGAUCGCCAUCUGCAGAUUCAGAAGUACCUGAGGGACCGCAAUAUCACUCAGUUCUAUGACGUGUGGCACUUUGAGAAAGGUUUAUCUAAGAAACUUGACAAACUUUCAAAAAUGAAGGACUGUGAGGUGCUGAAAAAAUGGUUGCACAGCGUCAAAAACCAUGUUUACUGGAGUGCGAUUUCCUCUGAGUCUGGGCCAGAAAAGGUGGUGAAGUGGAAUUCACUGCAGAACCACAUCCAAAAUGUACAUGUUCAUGAGAACCACCUCUUCCCCAAGUGUGAACACCCAGACAAAGUUUCCAGGGAUCCAAAAAAAUGGAUCCAACCAGGAUCAAUAGCGCUCCAUAAAGUGGAAAAGCUAUUAUACAACAAGAGAGUUCUCAAGGAUAUAGAAAAGCUCAGCCACAACUUUCAGACGUCAUCACUGGAGGCUUUCCACAGUCUGAUUUUGCGUUUUGCCCCAAAGAACGUGAUUUUCCCUUUCAUAGGAAUGUUGUGCAGGCUGUAUCUUGCAGCAAUGCACUAUAAUGAAAAUGCUAACCGUGAGCAGGCAACAACAACAGCAAAGCCAGUGAAAAUAGAACCAACAUACAUAUGA
Molecule: messenger RNA, 720 nt
Organism: Carassius carassius (crucian carp)
Lineage: Eukaryota; Metazoa; Chordata; Actinopteri; Cypriniformes; Cyprinidae
Exons: 6
Coding region: 1-720 (239 amino acids)
Source: RefSeq, a predicted model, not a curated record